Messenger RNA from Drosophila hydei, 7055 nucleotides. RefSeq names its product early endosome antigen 1 (gene mud). The record is from RefSeq and is a predicted model, not a curated record. The coding region runs from base 295 to 6618 and encodes 2107 amino acids. The transcript is spliced from 13 exons. Lineage: Eukaryota; Metazoa; Arthropoda; Insecta; Diptera; Drosophilidae.
CCUACGUGAGCUUCACUGAGCAACUACAAAAUAAUAUUUUUUAGUAGGCAACAGCAACCCUGUUGCCAAAAUGAAUAAUCGAGACAAUAUACAAACUAUUCGAUCAGAAAAAGUAUCGCAAUUCGCAGCAAGCGCGCCCAUUUUGUUAGCGUCUGGAGUCGGUUUUACACACUUUCAAACAAGCGUCGAUUUAAACAGGAUUGAAAUCAAAACACGUACAACCGACGCAAGCGUGCAGUGUUAAAUUGUAUCUAGUUCACUUUGUUAUUUUUUUUUUUUUGUUUCGAGUUAAAUAUGGAAUUACGUGUUUGGAAAGCGAUACUCUUGCAGUGGGUGCGGAAAUGCAAUUUCAUAGCAGACGUUACAUGUCUUGAAGAUUCCGAUAUUGAGGAAUUUUUUACACACUAUGCACAAUUUUCUCAGGUUGAGCUAACAGCUGAGCAGCCGGCGUUGUCGCCCUUAAGCCUCACAUUUUCAUCGGGACAACUACUGACUUUUCUAAGAGAUAUAUAUCCAAAUUUCAAGCCGCUUUUAGAGAGCAAUGGCCGUAUAAUGACAACUGAUUACAUUUACGUCUACACACUUCUGAUGCACUACACUUGCGUUCAGAGUCCGAACGAAUAUUUUCAUAAUAUUUGCAGAAACUUACCUGACAUCACACAGCAGUGCAUAGCGGAUUUUUUCCAGCAGACAAUAAAAAACCCAGAAUUGACUCGCAAUUGCUUGCGCGAGACCAUUGCUAGUAUCAGUGAUAUUGCUGAGAGCAAUGUUGCGGACUUGACUCCGAUCCAGACUAAGUCGCGAGGCUGUACCUCCUUCUCGUCCGAGCGCAAUGGCUGCGAAGUAAAAUCCUCGGAGUUAGAGAGCAACAACAAGGAUUCGGCUACAAUCGACAAUGAUGCGACUGCGAGUACGAAUUUUGCAACGCCAAUCCCAGUGCAACGGGAGCUGACUAGCUUACUAGAGGUCAGCCAAAAUCAAGCUCCGUCGACACCAAAAACAGUGCUGCUCGAACAGCGUACACGUGAGCUGUUAGGAUUACGUGCUCAGCUGGAAACCGAACGUUAUGAAAAGGCUGUUUUAGAGGACCAAAUUUUGGAGAAUGAGCAACUAAUCAAUUCGCUAAGUAAAGAAAACAAAGUAAAAAAGAAGCAACUGGCCAAGCUGACGGCCUCCCUGGAAUAUGAAAACGAUGAGUGCAAUUACAUGCAGAACUCUAUGCCCAACGAAUUUGAGAAUUUGAAAAGACAGCUGCUUAAAGAGAUUAACAACAAGGAUGCUAUGCUCGCCGAAAGCAAAGAAGAAAUGCAGGAGUUGAAGAACAAAUAUGAUAAAUUAGCGGAUAAGCUGAAACUGUCCGAAAAGCAGAUGCUCGUGUGUAUGGAUAAAAUAAACGAUCUGGAACUGCGCUUGGAGAACGCCACGCUGUUGUUGACAGAAAAGGACGAUGAUAUCGCUUGUCUGCAGCGUGAUAAAUUGGAGCUGCAGCAGUGUCUGCAGGAGGCUCGCGCCGAGCUGCAUAAUGGCCGCGAGGUCCUCAACGCUUCCUCGGAUUUGCUUGAAACUUCACAGUCGACGGCUAGCAUGAAUACCACACCCGAAACUUUGGCUUGUUCCGUCAUCGAUAAGCAGUUGCGUGAAAAAGAGCUGGAAAACGUGGAGCUGCGUGAUCAGCUGGAAGCUAUUUGGAAGGAAAAAAAGAGCAUUUUGGAAAAUCUGUUAACGAUCGUGCAACACUACCAACUGGAAAUGCCGCCAGCCCCAGAUGAUUCACAAAUAUUGGACCUAGUAGGGCGUAGCAUGGACCAGUUGAACGUCCGCUUUGAGAAAGAGCAGCUACGUGUGAAGGAACUGCAGGCUCAGUACGACACACUACAUCAGCGAAAUAUACAGAAUGAAGAGAUUAUUCAAAGGCAACAAGAGAGUAGAGCAAAGAAGCUGGAUCAGGCACUAGAACAGAGUCAGCUAAUUUUGCUGGAAGGCAUUAAGAAGUGUCGGGUACGCGACAAUGAAAUUAGAUACCUCGCUAAGAUCUCUGCAGAUAUAGAAAAAAAGGAUGAGGAACUAGAACAAUUGGGCUGCGAAAUAAUUCAACUUAGCAGUAGAAACCAUAUUUUAGAGGAGCGUGUCAGCACAGAGGAGAAAUGCGCACUGAGUCGUGGCCAAGAGCUUAAAGCACAGCAAAUACGUCUUCACUCUCAAGAAAAACUAAUUGAUAAGCAGCAGCAGCAGAUAAACGAGAAUCAACAGCAAUUGCAGUGCUUCAUCGACACGAUAGGCUCUCGAUUUGACCUACAUUCAAGUUCGGCAGGGAUCAGCGAUAAAAGCCUGAAACAAGUCGAAAAGAUGUUAAUAUCUUGGCAAGAUCAAAUGCAAAUCAAGCUGAAACAUUCGGAAUCAGAGAUAUUGAACCAAAGUAGAUACCUAACUGCAGUAGAUCGCAUCGUUAUUGAUAUACUAAGCGCACUAAAUGCACAUACGAAGUCAUCAAUUGAGAACAAUAAUAUUUCCAACGAUCCUUUGCUCAAGAAACUAGUCUUUGUACAGAACCAGCUCUCACAGUUUGUCACCGAAUAUGACCAAUUGACCAAGAAAUGCAAGGCUUUGAAUCAGAGCUUAAUACAGUCCGUAGAAGUAAAAAGACAAGAACACGACGCAUUGCAGAAAGAACACAAGGAAACUAUUUUGAAGCUGACAGAUAAGUUAAACCAAUUACAAUCGCAAUGCGAUAAAGUAAUGAAAGAACUGCAACAGAAAAAUGCUGAAUGCGAAGAAAUGAGCGAAAAGUUGCAAGUCGAAAAAGAGUUAAGAAACAAAGUUGAUAGCAAUGACGUUACCAGGGUUAACGGGGAUUUAGGAAACGUAAAUGGUAAAGACAGUGCCGAGCAGAUGCUUCAUGAGGAAGAGUUGAAGACAGAGCUGAUUGAUGCGAAUAUGAAUCAAUCUCAGCUUGUGCGAGAACCUGAAACAACAACCGAAGAAGCAACGGUUCAGAAUGGAAACCAAAUCGAAGUCCAAUGCCAACUAGAGCAAGCUAAAAUUAAAGAAGAGCUGAAUGAAUCCAAUGAAAAGCAAAAACAGUUGGAACAGGAGCUCAAGGAGAAAGCGGAGCUCGUUCAAAAGAGCGAGUCUACGAUCCAAGCGUUGCAAGAAGAGAUUGUAGUGCAAACGCAGCAGUCCGACAUGUCCAAAGCCGAGCUUAAAAAUACACAACAAAAACUGGAGGAGGCUCAACAGCAGCUGGAGACGGCGCUGCAACAGUUGCAAAAGGAAGAAUCUCUUGUGGUACAAGUCAAUGAAUUGGAAGAUUUGAUAAAGGUAGAACAGAGCAAAAACUUGAGCUUAGAACAAGCGCAAAUACAUCAGAUGGAGCAGAAGCGCGUUAUCGAAAAGCAACUAACGGAUAUGCAAUACUUGUUCGCAAAGAGGGAGGACGAGCUGGAGAAGAGCAAAGCACAGCUGGACUCGAGUACCAAGCGCUUGGAGAAAAUAGCCAUUAAACUUGGCGAACAGCAAGCGAUUUUAUCUAAGACACAACGGGAAAUGGCUCAAGCCAAACUGAAGCAGAGCGAACAGGCAGAGCUUAUUGCGGUAUUGCAACACGAGAAGGACGGCUUGCAGUUGGAGUUGCGGAAGAACAAGGAGCGUGCGAAUCGUUCCGAGGAGAAGCAGGCCAGCUUGGAGCAGCAACGCAUUGCGGCAGAGGCAGAUCGCGAUGCAACUCACGAGCAGUUAAUGAAGCUCGAGCGAGACUCCAAAAAAGCGAACAGCUCCAUUCGCGAUCUGCAGCAGCAGAUGAAAAAUAUUGAGAAUGAAAAAGUGAGCCUGGUUCUGGAAGUCGGCGGCCUCAAUUCAGAGAUUGUGCAGCAGCAGAAACGCAUAGCAGACUUGAGCGGCCAACUGCAACAGGCGAAUGGGACAAUGAGCAGCCUUAUUCUGGCAAAUGAAAACAAUGCUGCCACCGCUGAACAGGUAGUCAAAGAACGUUCAAAUGUGCUGCAGCUGCAGUCGCAGCUGGCGGAAGCUCGACAGGAGCUAGAAGGAAUGAAGCACAUGCACGAAUCCAUGCAGUGUGAACUAGGCGACAAGAUGAAGGAACUGGAACUGGAGCGCAGCAAGUCAAAAGAUCGCGAAUCUCAUUAUCAGCGCAAGCUGAAUAACCUGAACGAUGAGCUAAAGAAGUGCAAUGAGGAAAUUGCUGAUGCACGCAAUAACCAUGAAAAGCUUUUGGACACCUUAGAGAAGGAGUCUCGUACCUCCACCGAAUUGCUGGAAGCGCAGCAGCAACUACAACAGCAGCGAGCCCAGCUACACCAGCGCGAGCUCGAUUGUCAGAUAUUGCAGGCAAAGUACCGGGAAACGAAAGAGGAGAUGGCUCGCUGUGAGCAAAAGCUGAAGGAUCAGCGCCUUGAGAUGGAGGGCAAGCUAGAAAAGAUGAAAUCAAAAAUGCGCACGUUGUACACGGCGGAGGUGACCCGAAUCAAGGAGAAGCAAGAGCGCGAUGCGGCCAGCAACAAAGUUGAACUGGAGAAGCUCAAUGGGCAGAUCACUAAGUAUGAGGAACAUACGCGAAAGCUAGCUAAUCAAAUUGUGCGGCUCAAUGAAAAGCUUUUGGAGCAGCAGAAGAAAUAUGCCAUUCUUAGUACCAAGUUGCGGCACCUGCAGGAAGCCGAGCAGCCAUCGACGGCUCUGGCGACUGGAGAGGACUGGCAGCCGUUCAAGCGGCCAUGUGCGCCAUCUGCCAAUCUUGGCAGUAAUCUUGCAAUGGAGGAUGAAGAGGGUGAGGUGUUCAAUAACACCUACCUGACCGAUCUAAAGCUGGGCACUGUGCCAAACAUGACCGCCGAAGAACUUCAAUAUCGAAAUUCGUUGCAACCUCCGCAUUUGAAGAGCGCUUAUGCAGCGCAGUAUGACCUGGGCACCCAGGAGGACGAUAUCAAAGAUGGUCCGCACAGCCUGGAUGACAGCAUGAGCGCGCUGUUAAGCACUACAGAUAACAACGGUUUGGGUACACGCAAGAAGUCCAUGGGCACUCACUAUAAACGUCCGGGUCCACCGACGCCCAGUAAAAAUGGUGGUCGUCUGUCAUUUGGCGGCUCGGAGCCGCCCCGGGAAAUACUACGUGAGACUUGCGACAAUAACGGUACUGCCAAGACGCCGGCCCGCUUUAAGAUCUUCACAUCUCGCUUCAGCAUUGGGAGCAGCGGCAUAGGUGGUGGAGGACAUUGUCUGCCACGCGACGAGAGGCGGCGUCAACGUAAACAGAAUCUGUUAAAGGGUAUUAUGCAUCGCCGCAAUUUGCAAGCAGCAUUUUGUACAUCGACACCACGCAGCAGCCGCUCUUUCUAUGAUGGGCCACCAGACGCCCAAGAGCUGCAAAAGCAAGUGCAGGACGUGACCCCGCAUUUGGCUGAUGCUGCUAUGCCCUUGCCAUUAGAUGUGGCUAAUGGGCAGGGCGGCAGGCCAAGUAUCUGUCGCCGUCGUCUAAUAACUACCAGCUCAAGCGGCAGUCUUGCAUCAACUUGUCAAAGUGGCUCGAGCGGUCGUCAGCGUAAAUCCAGUGCACGCUUACCUUAUCAUCGGCUUGGCAACAGGGGCAGGUCACGCGCCAGACUGUCCUCAACGUCGCAGAUGAGUCUAAAGCGCAUGCAGCAGCGAAACAAAAUCAAAGACCAACGCAUAGGAUGCUUUGAUCGAGGCAGGCAUCUGUGCGAUGCUGAGAUCGAUGUCACAGAAGAAGAUGCAAAACAAACUUUACAGGUUGGUAAUGGAACGUAUGCGCUAGACGAGCCCAACGAAAACAACAAUUACUGUGUGCAUAAUCGCAAUGAUUCGAUGAUGGUAAUGGGUGCCACGAUGCUGUUGGAUAAGCAAACUUGGAAUUGCAUGAACAUCAAGAUGGAAUCGGAGCUUGAGCAAAGUACUGAAGAAGCAGCUACGUUCAAUGUGGACCGGGCAACUGUUAAUAGUUCAUUUACCAAAUGGGAAGAGGAGGAGCACCCAGCUUUGCUGAAGGCGCUGGCCGCCAAAUACGAUUACGACCUUGACUCUAACUUGACUGCGCUACAGCAAUUUGAGGAGGACCACGUUUGCGCAUGGCUGAGUGACGGUGCCAACAUCAGCGUCGGCGCCGUUAACCAUCUCAGUCAUGACAUUCACUUCGAAGAACUUUGCCGCCAGACAGCGUCUACAGCGCCAUUUGAACUGCAGCCACUGAAGUACAGUCCUGGUUUGGUAGAAAUUGUGCAACAUAAGAAACCGCUUAGCGCGUCUAACAUAACUGAUAACACCUCAACCGUCAGCUGCACUACCAACUGCUCGUCGCUGCAAUCGUGGACCACCUACUCGUUGAGUCACAUUCGCACGCAUCGCUUGCCCCAGAUAAACGUGACCACCAUGGACCGCCUGAGCGACUUGAAACAUUUACCGAAUCACAAGCAAGGCAAUAUAUUGAUGCGUCUGUGGCAUCGCCAGUGGCGUCGCAUGGGCGUUAAGAAGUCACUGGGUCUCGGCAUUCUCUUGUUUAUUGUAUUAACGCCGUUCUCUAGCUUUCUCAUCGCCACAGCAGCCGUGGGCUUGUUCGCGCUGGCUUAUCUAGCAAUAAGUAGCUCAAAGUGAGGAUGAGGAUGAGGAAAUUUACGACAGCAGGCAGCAGGCGAAUUUAUAUCAAUAUUACAGACUCCAAUCUAAUUUCUUUUAUUUUAUGAGAAACUUCCGUUGUUCCUUUACAGAACUCGCCUCCCAAGCGACGGCUCAGCAACAUGUUCAAACGCAAGUAGAUGUGUUUAACUGCAAUAUAUAUCAGAUGAGCUGAUCCUACCAUGGCCUUUUUUGUACAGUUAAAUGUAAAUUGCCAGCAGAUUGAAAACUACUGCAAAACUAUUUUUUUUCCUCUCGCUUAAGUCAAUUAUUUGUAAAAUAAGUCCAAUUACUUCAAUGUCAAUACAUAUAUAUUUUUUUUUUGGGUCUUUUCUAUGUCAAUCUCAACUCAGUACUAACUAUGUUGUAUUAUAUAAAAAUAUGUUAAUGAACUCUGAUAAACAAUAUAUUUGCCG